This is a messenger RNA of Hippocampus comes (tiger tail seahorse), 949 nucleotides long. RefSeq lists its product as uncharacterized. The transcript has 6 exons. NCBI's taxonomy places the organism in Eukaryota, Metazoa, Chordata, Actinopteri, Syngnathiformes, Syngnathidae. The annotation marks the transcript as partial. The record is from RefSeq and is a predicted model, not a curated record.
ACCUAAAUACUUGAAUGUGAGCAUCUGGAUUUAUUCAUUCGUCAUAUUGGGAAGAAUGCACUCUCCAAGGGUAGAGAUGGGGGACAUACGUCAGUCCUUGUUGCCUCGUGAUGUGCUGAGUGCCGCCAAGGAGCUGCUGUACCACUUGGACAUCUACAUCAGUAACCUGGUGCAAUCGGGUAGGCAGCCUCCCCAAGUAGACACGAAGACCUUGGAGCUGGUUGAGGAAUUCAUUCUGCAUGCACCAAAGGACAGAAGCGCACUGACCAGGAGAAUGAGUGCACUUCAGGAGCUUCAGCUUCUGGAGAUAAUGUGCAGCUGUUUCCAGGAGCAGAGCCGUGAUACUGUUCGUCAGCUCAUGUUCUCCGCCCUCUUCAGCCUCCAAGGGAACCAGGCAGAUGACAGCCGCAUGGGACUGCUAGGCAAGCUGGUCUCCAUGGCAGUUGCUGUCGGCAGAGUUCCCAUCUUAGAAUGUGCCGCGUUCUGGCUGCAGAGGACCCAUCGCGCGUACUGCGUGCGCCUGGCACAGGUGCUGGUGGAUGACUACUGCAGUAUGAUGCCAGGUUCCGUGCCCACCCUACAGAAUAUCCACAGUGCCAGUCCACGCUUCUGCUGCCAGUUCAUCACUGCUGUUACCACCCUCUAUGACUUCACGUCAGAGGAGCUCGUUCCUCCUCUAGAGCUCCUCCAGAUGAUUGUGUCAUGGAUCCAAGAGGACCCCCGCAUCGUUCUGGUCACCUUCCUGAACACGCCCCUAUCUGGCAGCCAACCAGUCAGCUCACUUGAUCUUACACCUCUCGGUGGGCUGGUGCGCUGGUGCGUCAAAGCCCCGCUGGGAUACAGGAGGGACAAGAAGCAGGCGUCCGUACACUGCAGCUCAGAGAGUGAGCAGGAAGUGUCGGGCCUUUUCUCGGCACUCCAUCUGAGUGUCCUUCAGGUCUUUAUGCUC